Molecule: messenger RNA, 585 nt
Organism: Nicotiana tabacum (common tobacco)
Lineage: Eukaryota; Viridiplantae; Streptophyta; Magnoliopsida; Solanales; Solanaceae
Source: RefSeq, a predicted model, not a curated record
AUGCCGGGUUACGCCAAGUUCAUGAAACACUUGGUGACUAAAAAGAGAUUCAUGGACUGUGAGACCAUAAAAAUGACUCACCAAGUAAGUGCAAUUGUGCACUUGAUGGCUCCAAGGCUUGAAGAUCCCGACGCUUUCACCGUCCUGUGUACCAUUGGGAGCGCUAAUUUUGCAAAGGCAUUGUGCGAUAUGGGUCCAAGUAUCAUUUUGAUUCCUUACUCCGUGUUCAAAACUUUGUGUAUUGGGCAACUGAGAGCUACUUCAAUGAGGUUGCAAAUGGCGGAUAGAACUACAAAGAGACCGCUUGGUAUUGUAGAUGAUGUUCUUGUCCGGGUCAAUAAAGCAGCCCACAAUACUGAAGUGUGCUCUUUGGUGGAUCUUGUCACGACAGUGAUAGUUGAUGAUACAAGUGCAAUGAUCAGUGUGGAAGACCCUCUAGAAGAGGUAGAUGCCACAUUAGCGGUGCUCCAAAAACGGAAGAAGGCAAUUGGAUGGACUUUAGCUGAUAUGCGGGGGAUAAGUCCCGCCUUUUGCAUGCACAAGAUUAUUAUUGAGGAAGAUGCGAAGCCCUCUGUGGAAUAUUAG